Tripterygium wilfordii is the source of this 1238-nucleotide messenger RNA. Its product is annotated as very-long-chain 3-oxoacyl-CoA reductase 1-like. Gene Ontology annotation, molecular function: ketoreductase activity. Lineage: Eukaryota; Viridiplantae; Streptophyta; Magnoliopsida; Celastrales; Celastraceae. The coding region runs from base 149 to 1111 and encodes 320 amino acids. The transcript has 3 exons. Gene Ontology annotation, cellular component: endoplasmic reticulum. The record is from RefSeq and is a predicted model, not a curated record.
GUCUCCUAUCCACUCAAAUUCAAUUCCAACCUUCUAAACCAAACUCAAAUCACACGUUAUAUUAGCUUCUCUAAUUUUCUGAACAAUACCCAUUUCUUAGAUCCACUUCUCCCCCAAAGAACCGCAGAUACCACGUACUCUGCCACUAAUGGGGCCCUGUUUCUUCGACACGCUAAAGGCGCAGCCAAGUUGGGUUCUUUUGCUGUUCAGUUUGGGAUCCUUUUCGAUUUUGAAAUUCUCUCUCGCGGUUCUCAAAUGGGUCUAUGUUAGUUUUCUCAGGCCCGCGAAGAAUCUUAAGAAAUACGGGUCGUGGGCUCUGGUUACGGGUCCGACUGACGGUAUUGGGAAGAGUUUCGCGUUCGAGUUGGGUCGUAAAGGGCUUAACCUGGUGUUGGUGGGUCGGAAUCCGGGUAAGCUGAGGGAUGUAUCGGAUUCAAUCAAGGCUAAAUACGGUAAGAUUGAAAUCAAGAAUGUUGUUGUUGAUUUCGGUGGGGAUCUUGACGAGGGUGUGAAAAGGAUUGGAGAAGCUAUUGACGGAUUGGAUAUUGGGGUUUUGAUUAACAAUGUCGGGAUUUCGUACCCGUACGCGAGGUUCUUUCACGAAGUCGAUGAGGAGCUUCUGAGGAAUCUAAUUAAAGUCAAUGUCGAAGGGACUACGAAGGUUACGCAGACUAUUAUGCCAGGGAUGUUGAAGAGGAAGAAAGGGGCAAUCGUGAACAUCGGGUCGGGUGCGGCCAUCGUGAUUCCGUCCGAUCCUCUUUACGGCGUUUAUGCUGCCACAAAAGCGUAUAUUGAUCAAUUCUCUAGGUCCCUUUAUGUUGAGUAUAAGGAUAGAGGGAUCGAUGUGCAGUGUCAGGUUCCUUUGUAUGUGGCAACUAAGAUGGCAUCAAUCAGGAGAUCGUCGUUCUUCGUGCCAUCAACAGAUGGUUAUGCUCGAGCAGCAAUGCGCUGGAUAGGAUACGAUCCCCGCUGCACCCCAUACUGGCCUCAUUCCCUUCUCUGGGGUUUGGCUCACUCAUUGCCAGAGUUUGUUAUCGAUGCAUGGCGUCUAAGGUUUUGCCUUGGAAUCCGAAAGAGAGGGCAGCUUAAAGAUUCAAGGAAGACGGAGUAGACAACAGUAUUCUGUAAUUGUAGUAUUUAGUGUGUUUGUGGACUCAAUAUUUAGGAUGCAAAAAUCUUUUACUUGGAACUCUUGUUCUUUCAAAUUACCUUUUUAUGCAUCUAAGCUUGGUGGUUUG